UGAGAGAUAUUAAAUUUAGUAAUUAUAUAUUGCAAAUAACCUCUUGUAAAAAAAUGUCAGAAAUAAAUGAAAGCCCAGUUGAGAAUAUUUUCAAUGCAGCUGCAAAGCAUUUCCCAUCUCUUAUUUCUACACUUCCAAAAGAACGACUCCUCUUCUUUUACGCACGUUACAAGCAAGCUACGGAGGGCGACUGCAAUGUGGCCAAGCCCGGCUUCCUGGAUCAGAGUGGCCGUCGUAAGUGGGAGGCAUGGAAGAGUUUGCAGGGCACAAGUAAAGCAAAGGCCAUGGAGGAAUACAUCUGUGGUGUAAAGGAGCUAGACCCAGACUGGAGAGAGGAUGCCACAAAUACCUCAGGAUGGGCGCGGGUAAGCCGCAUGCCAGCACCAGAAGAUGCAACCAUCACAAAAUUUGUCGAGGCCGUACAGGAAAACCAAUUAGAUGUGCUCAAACAACUUGACCUUGCGACGGAAGUGCAAAAGCGCUUUGACGAGGGUAUGACAGGGUUGCACUGGGCGGCAGACAGAGGACACAGAGAUGUGGCAGAGCUGCUGCUGGACCGUGGCGCUGAUGUCAACGCCCAGGAUGAAGGCGGCCAAACACCUCUGCACUACGCUGCGUCGUGCGGCUACGAGGCCUUAGUUUGCUUGCUGCUCAGUCGAGGCGCGGACUCCACCAUACGUGACGUUGAUCAGCUGACGCCGCGUCAGGUGGCUGAUGACGCUGCCGUCGCAUCUUUGUUCCCACAGUGAAUUUACUAAUUUCAAGUAGUGUCGUAUUGCUAAUGGUCCUACAUAUUCGCGUGAUGAUAUAACAUUACAUUUCUGUCAACAACGGGCUUCUGUAUUAAACUGGUGUUAUUUGAAUAAACGUUCCAACUGUA
Messenger RNA from Hyalella azteca, 880 nucleotides. RefSeq names its product acyl-CoA-binding domain-containing protein 6. Bases 54 to 749 code for a protein of 231 amino acids. Gene Ontology annotation, molecular function: fatty-acyl-CoA binding; protein binding. The record is from RefSeq and is a predicted model, not a curated record. Lineage: Eukaryota; Metazoa; Arthropoda; Malacostraca; Amphipoda; Hyalellidae. The transcript has a single exon.